AACUAACUGCUCCCCCUUCCCCCCCCUCCCGCAUUUUCCACACGCUUUUUUUUUUUUUGGUAAUCGCACGACUGGCUGUGCGCUAGGUCAGUCAUCUCUAGCCACACCUAACGAGGCUUGUGAUUGGAGCAGAGAGGCCGGAGGCGUGGCGCUUGGGCUUGGGGGCCGUGUGGGCACAGCUCCCUCCCCUCAGCAGGCCUUUGGCGGUCACCGGUGGGGGUUAGGCUUAGCCGCGUCCCACAAACCUCGCUGCCCCCGCCCAGGACACCCCUCCGGCGCCGCUUGGGCUCGCCUACUUCUUCGCCUCGGCCAACAUGAGCGAUUUUGGUAUUAGCAGAGGAACCUUAUGGAUACCAAGAACCCACUGAAGAUGGUUUUUAGCUUAAAUUCCCAGUUGAGACCAUGAUAUUUCAGAAGAAAUGGUUAUUAUCAAGAAUGAGAAGCUAGAUGAAGGCAGCAGUAAUGAUGGAGGAAAUUGUGAGGGCCAGGAGUCCCAACAUUCCCCUCUGGCUCUGCUGGCAGCCACAUGCAGCAGGAUUGAAUCUCCCAGUGAGAACACUGAUGGUUCACAGGGACAACAGGGAAACUCAAGCGAACUGGACCUUACCAGUCAAAUGUCUCAAAAUGGAAAUGACUGGCAAAUAAUUUCUACUCCCUCUGGGGCUUCCAACUCCCCCAAAGACCAGGGGGGCAACAGCAAUGAGGAAAAUGAUUCAUCAUCCAAAAACCAAGCUGCUUCCACUGGGCAGUAUGUGGUUACUACCACCUCCAAUAUGCAGAACCAGCAAGUACUGGCAGGCUUGUCAGGAAUGAUACCCAACAUUCAGUAUCAGGUGAUCCCUCAGUUUCAAACUGUAGAUGGACAACAGUUGCAGUUUGCCACUACUCCUACCCAGGUCAGCGUCCAGCAAGAUGCCUCCGGCCAACUGCAGAUCAUUCCUGGAACAAACCAGCAGCUCCUUACAAACAGAUCUGGGGCAGGCAAUAUCUUGGCGGCUAUGCCUAAUCUUUUGCAGCAAGCUGUUCCUAUUCAGGGAGUAAAUACCCUCUCAGGACAGACUCAGUAUGUCACAAAUGUCCCACUGGCUUUGAAUGGCAAUAUCACUUUGUUGCCUGUUAACAGCAUUGCAGCCAGUUUGGCACCCACUUCCCAGUCGGUGACUUUAAGCAGCUCUGGUUCUCAAGAGAGCAGUACUCAACCAGCAGCAUCUUGUGCUUCGGUCAGUUCCUCGGGUGUGACUGUAUCCCAAGCCAACUCUGUUGGUUUUUUUACCAAUGCCAACAACUACAAUGCCACUACCACAACAAGUAAUUUGGGCAUCAUGAAUUUUUCCACCAGUGGCACUGUGCAGAGGACGAGCAGUGCUCAAAAUACCGAUGCUCUGCAGGUUCCUGGAGCUGCAGUCCAGCAAAGCCAACAAAAGGAUGGUGAUCAAAGCCAGCAGCAACAGCAGAUCCUAUUGCAGCCUCAGCUUGUUCAAGCAGGCCAAGCUGGCCAGGCAUUUACUACUCAGGAUGCUUUGCAGAACCUUCAGAUCCAGGCUCUCCCUAAUGCUGGUCCUAUCUUUAUUCGAACACCCACUGUGGGGCCAAAUGGGCAAGUGAGCUGGCAGACUAUUCAGCUGCAAAAUCUUCAGGUUCAGAAUCCACAAGCUCAGACAAUCGCCUUGGCACCAGUACAGUCCCUGGGGCAGACUGGGACCACCAACACAACCCUCACACCAAUAGCUUCUGCAUCUCUUCCCAGUGGCACUGUCACUGUAAAUGCCGCUCAGCUGUCUUCUGUACCAGGCCUUCAGACCAUUAAUCUUGGGGCCCUGGGAUCUGGCAUCCAAGUUCAUCAGUUUCAAGGGCUUCCACUUGCUAUAGCAAAUACUACAGGUGAUCAUAACACCCAACUCAGUCUUCAUGGUACUGGCGGUGAUGGUCUGGGAGAAGAUACAACAACCUUGGAAGAAGGCGACACUAGUCCAGAUGCCCAGCCGCAGCAAGGCCGAAGAACACGCAGAGAAGCAUGCACUUGUCCUUACUGCAAAGACAACGAAGGAAGGAACUCUGGAGAUCCAGGCAAAAAGAAGCAGCAUAUCUGCCACAUCCCAGGUUGCGGGAAAGUGUAUGGAAAAACCUCUCACUUGAGAGCCCAUCUUCGGUGGCAUACUGGGGAACGACCAUUUGUGUGUUCUUGGAUGUAUUGUGGCAAGCGUUUCACACGCAGCGAUGAAUUGCAGCGACACAAAAGGACACAUACAGGGGAGAAGAAAUUUGCCUGCCCAGAGUGUCCCAAGCGCUUUAUGAGGAGUGAUCACCUCUCCAAGCAUAUCAAGACUCACCAAAACAAGAAGGGAGCUGCACCCAACAGUGUGACUGUAGAUGUCUCCACUGUCUCCAUGGACACAGGGGCGUCAGGAGAAGGCAAUGGGGUAGCAACGCAGUCUGCCCUCAUUGCGACCAACAUGGUGGCCAUGGAGUCUAUCUGCCCUGAAGGGAUUGCCCGCCUUGCCAGUGGUGGUAUCAGCGUUAUGCAAGUAGCAGAUCUCCAGUCAAUCAACAUCAGUGGCAAUGGAUACUGAGCACUGUAGACUGUGCAGCUUUGUGCAAAUUUGGGAUUGUUGGGAUAGCCAUGGGUCCAAGAGGUGAGGUCUCAUUACAAAAGUGGUGAAAGAUGGGUACUCAGCUGCAGUACCCAGCCUUUAAAAACCCAUUUCUGACUCCCAGGAAUACAGAAUUAGGCCUGAUUGCGUUUCAGGUCAGCCCUGAUGCAAAUGUCCUGGGGAAAUGGGGACAGCCAGAGUUGCUUGGUUCUUUUUCCUUUGUUCCUUCACCCGUAUAGCAGUCUUUCCACCCUCUUGUUUGGUAUUCCAGAUGCCAUCAUGCCUUGUUUCUAAAUGUAUAUGAUCAGUGAAAUACUUUUUAGGAGAAAAAAAAAUCUAUAUUAUUAUUAUUAUUGUAAUUAUAUUAUAUAAAGUAUAAAAUAUGUUCAUUUUGAUGAAAGAGGUUAAAAUUGCUGUGACCAAAGUUUUGGUCGUCGUUUUGAUGCCUUAACUUAGAACUUCUUGAGCUGUUAGGCUAUGCUUGGACUUACGUUCAGAUGCUAUUUUGCAUUUUACACUGUAACUAUAAAAACAUAAAUUUGGCUUUUUGUAUGCUUGGCUUUUAGGUUUAUCUAUCUCCACCCUCUAUCCUUGGUCAUUUCAGAGAAAUCCCACUUCUACCCCUAAAAGGUUUUUCUUGAUUAUUUUCUCCAUUAACUGCUUCUUUUUCCCAGCUUGGGACAUACAUUUGUUUCCCAUCAGGCAUUUUUGCCAGAACAAUAAGUAUCCAUGAUCCAUAACAUUUUCCAGUUUUAUAGGAGGGAAGGGGCAGCAAGGGAAAUUGGUAAUUUGACAUUGUUAAUGUUUUGACAGAGAUUGCUAGGUCUUCAGAUGCUAGAAGUUUGUCACCAGCAGGAGAGAACAUUUCUUUUUCCAGGUCCUAACAUAACGUAGCCUGAAAUGAUAUAACCUGCAGUGGAAUAGAAAACCAAGUAACCUGGUAUAUGUGCAGUUGAUGAUUUAUUGCAUAUGUGAUGAUUUGUUUUAAAAAAAACAAAUUAAGACAUGGACUUUAAAAUAUGUCUUGGUAGUUCAACUAUGGAAGCUUGUACCUUGGGGGAAAUGAGAUCUAUCGUGUGUGUAAUGGGAAAAUACUGUGGCUGUAUAAGACCUGGGCGUGGGGUUAGCUUCUGCUGAUGCCUUGCAUUAAAAUACUCUAUCACUUCUCCAGUUAUAUUCAACUUGCUUUUGCCCAGUAUUCAGUUAGCUUGCCGAGUCAAAUAACCCUGACUUGGACUUUGUAGGCCUCCUUUCCCUUGUAGAUGAAUUACUAAGGUGUCCUUAGUUUGCAGUUAUUUUUCAGCACUGAAAUCCUUCCCAGCUAUCACAUUUCCUUCAUGAUAGUGUAGCUGUGUGGGAACACUCACAUAAAGAAAUGGAUUAAGUGAGUGAGAUGCUAGUGGUCCUCAUAGACAGUAGACAAAUAUGUGAAGGUCAUAAUAAUGGGAAAAGAAGGGAUAGAGAGUUAGAAUGUUGCUUGGAGUGACUUGAACAAGGCUUUGGUUUGACACUUCCACUUUCUUUUGGUUUACUUUAAAAAGCUCAUGUCAGCUGCAGAGACAGGCUUUCCCCUUUUGACAUUGCAGGGUCUUUUUCCAAAACUAGAAAUAAUUUUCUGUUAUUUUUUAUUUAACAUCAUCCCUCACCCCUACCUAAAACAAGAUCAGAGGAAGGGAAAUAUGUGGCAUAAUUGUCCCUGGCACACUUUAGGUGGCAUGAAGGGGGCCCGUCUUAUUUUUUUUUAAAGGAAUUCAGGAAGGCAUGCAUGGAGGUGGGACUCCCAGACUGCUGGGAAUUGCUCAUGCUUGCCUUAGAACAGUGGUGCCAAACUUGUGGUCCUCCAGGUGAUUUGAACUUCAGCUCCCAACAUUCACAGCCAUUGGACAAGUUGGCAAGGGAUUCUGGGAGUUGGAGGCCUAAUCAUCUGGAGGGCCACAAGUUUGACACCCCUGCCUUAGAAGAACAAGGUUUGUUGGCUUGUCUAAAUUCAGUGUUAACACUACUGAAAUGGAAGUUGGUGCUUGUACCACUUCUUUUGCCCAACCGGUUGUCCAGUGUGGUGUCUUGUCUGGUUUUCACUUUGCACAGCUGUUUGCACAAUACAAUCUGUGGGAUAUUACCUUGCAUCAGAGUCAAAAUGCUCCAAUGCUCGCAUAGUGACAUAAAAAGGGUAUGAUCUAUUCUUCUUAAACAGCUCUCUUGUCAGUCUCCCUCAAAGCACAGUAUCCUGUGUGUGUGGAUCAUUACUGUUGGCGCUGUAUCUUUUCUGUUUCUUCCACAUCUUUUUGAGCUGUUAGUUAAAGCAAGACAGUUCACCUAGAUGAAGCAAAGUGCCUUCCCUCAAAUAUUGAAAGAAAACAGCAGAGACUUUGGUACCAUUGACCUAACAGUAUUCAUCCUGCAUUUAAAAAACCAAGCAGAUAUUUGCCUCAAUUGGAGGCCACUCUUCCUUUUCUUAAAGAUGAAUAGUGUAUGGGCUUGGUUGGGUAGCCUGGUUUUCUUACUGCCAUUGCCUUGUCCCUAAAUACUGCCUAUUACUUCCUCUCGACAGGGACUGAGGUUCAAAUCACAGCUCCCCUUCCCUGCUACCUCUCACAGCUCUUCUCUCCUUUUCCAGCAUCUCUUCUUCUGGUGUCUUUCACUGGGCCAUCCUUCUCCUGCACAGAAAUGCCUCUGUUUUUGUCAUUGGGCUGUGAUACCAAUUAUGUUGAUUUCAAAGGCAGAAGUAGAACAGGUUUUUUGGCAGACAGGAGGAAAUAAGCUCUGCCACUACAUUUCUUCAGAAUUUCGCUAAAUAUAUUAACACUCAUCUUUGCUAGUGGGCGCCUAGUGGCUUGCAUUGUGUAGAAUUUUCAUGAUCUUUUCAGACGUAAGGAAAUUUGGCCUUCAUUAUUUACUGAAAUGGGUCAAUCAGGGUUUGUAAUAGAAAACUGGUGCUCUACUUGUUCCUGUCUUCCAAAGAAAAAUCUUACAUGACACAAUAUGUCAUAUAAAAAGAAAGCAACGUGUGGUACGAGUUGGGGUGUGGUGAGUUGUGCAGUGAAUGACCUGGUUUGUUUGGUUUUGUUUUAAUUGAGAUAAAAGUGUAAAGUUGAGCUCUGCUCAAUUGCUUUAAAAGGAAUAUGAAGGUGGGAGUGAAACUUAGUGUCCCUUCCCUCUGCGGUUUAGCAUGCUCUUGGUUUGGUCAUAUUGUUUUGCCAUGCAGGUUUUGGGUGGGAAAUAACCAAGAAAAGGAGUGUGCCAGUAUGCUUGUGAAGUUUUAGGGCUUUUAUUAAACUGAAGGUUUGAUACCAGCAUAUAAAAGGAAGCAUUUGUAUCCUGAUGUCCUGUUUGUCCUGUUACUGGUGACAAAUUCUGAUUAGAUCAGAGCAAAGGAACAUACCUAUCCUUUCAGAUCUUACUGUACUAUGUCAGUGGCUCUCAACCUGUGGAACCCCAGGUGUUUUGGCCUACAACUCCCAGAAAUCCCAGCCAGUUUACCAGCUGUUAGGAUUUCUGGGAUUUGAAGGCCAAAACAUCUGGGGACCCACAGGUUGAGAACCACUGUACUAUGCCUUCCAUUAUUCCUUGCCAAUAGCUGCUCAUCCACAUCUAGAAGGUAACAGUUGCCCAUCUCAGAGCGACAUUCCUUUCCACAUACUCAACAAAUUAGAAAUGAACUGGUAUCAAAAAUUAUUUAACAAGCAUGACAUAGCCUAUGAAAUUUAGCAAUACAUAUCCAGUAAAUUUUAAAAGAUUGAGAAUUGAGCCUGUAAAAACCUGACCCCCUUCAAAGCAAAAGUAAAUAUGAUUAUUGCUUUAUACACAUUUUAAUUACUUUUAACAGAAAGACUGUUGAUAUUUGUAAUGACAAGGUUUGUUCAAUUGUUCUGCCACAUUGUUGGGAAAAUGGAGAUUGUUCCCUCAAAAUUUCUUGGUGUUUUUGCUGGAUGAGAUCUGAGAAACUAUGAAAUAAAUCCUACUGUUGUCUAGUACACUCCUAACUACAGCAGGCCACUGAAUCAAUUGGACUUACUUUUUGUUGACUCAUCACUUAGCAAUUUAUUAAAGUGGCCUACUCUAAUUGGGACUAACCAACACUUUUCUUAAUAGAAAUUCUGUUGGUGCCAAAGAUACCAAGGAAUGAUUUAGCCAUGGAAGUGUUAGUUUGAACCAAGAUUCAUUCAGAGGCAAUAUUUUCUACACAGAUUUUCUAGUCGGGAUAGAUCCAAAAAUGUGGAUUUCAAAAGCACAAGUCGCUGGGUUUAUUUUGAACAUUAAGUCUGCAUUUACAGUGAUGCAUCUCAGGAUUCCAACAAAGAAAAGGUAGCAGUGUUAAUACUGAGAUGACUGAGCACAUUUUUUUGUAUUGGUGGAGGGAAUAAAAGAAGACUAAGCUACCUACCACAUGCCAAGCAACAAUGAAAUUAAUCAAAUCUAUGCUAAUCACUCAUCCUGUUCUGUUCAUGUUUCCCAUGCAUAUUUUCUACAGUGAAGGAUGUUAUUCUUUAAAUCUGUACGUUUUUUCUUUUUUAGCAAAAAAGCAGUGUUUCUUCACUCAGACACUGUGUGGCAUGCAGUAGGAAGCAGGUUAAUGCUGGAGUGGAUACAAUUUUGUCCUAGAGCUGGAUAUGUCUGUGAGGGCCAUUUUGAGAUACAUCUUCAAAAUGGGUUUAUUUUUAAACAAAAAGCAUCCAUACAGCCUCUAAAGUACAGGAACACAUGUCUCCCUCAGGACUGUUUUAAGACUAAGGAAUGUAUUUUCUAAAACAAAUAAGGAUCUAGACCAGAAGUUUCAGUUGGCUUCCCAUUUUUAAAGAAAGACAUCUCCUCAACCUAAAACGGGGGGGGGGGGGGGGGGGG
Anolis carolinensis (green anole) is the source of this 7433-nucleotide messenger RNA. RefSeq names its product Sp1 transcription factor (gene sp1). The transcript is spliced from 7 exons. Gene Ontology annotation, biological process: regulation of transcription by RNA polymerase II. The record is from RefSeq and is a predicted model, not a curated record. The coding region runs from base 420 to 2570 and encodes 716 amino acids. Lineage: Eukaryota; Metazoa; Chordata; Lepidosauria; Squamata; Anolidae. Gene Ontology annotation, molecular function: RNA polymerase II cis-regulatory region sequence-specific DNA binding; DNA-binding transcription factor activity, RNA polymerase II-specific.